ACAAAUACGAAGGGUACAAUCUAAGUCCAAACGUGCCCUAUCAAAAUCUCAUGAGUCACGCAAUAAUUUUCAAGAAUUUCAGCGUCUAUGCAAAACAGAGUCAAUCGAGAUUUACGAAUUUAUUGAUUUAUUAUUCACAUGUUGUUUCUAUUCUCGGUUUCUUGCCUUAAAUUUAUUUCUUCCCAUUGUUUUACUCCACAGCUUUGACUCAUUUCUUUCUUAUUUUUUAUAGAAAGUUUAUUCGAUUUAUCCGACGCCAUGAAAUUCCGUUGAGAAAGGGAUCGUCGCCAUCGUCAUCUUCGUCUUUUUCUUUGCUUUUCAAACCCCCUUUCUCCCCCCCCCUCUCCAGACGCAAGAGACCGCUUAGAUUGAUAGCGUGGCAAAAACGUAAUUCCCAAACUCCUAUCAAUUUUUCCCCCUUUUCUUGACUCCUAUCCCAUGUUUCUCCCUAUAUAUCUUCGCGUCUAAAUGUGUUAUCCGAAACUGCCGGUUUCACUUUCCCCGGGAAAAAAAGAAACAAAUUAAAACAUAAAAGGCAGUUUUGUUUCCAUUGUUUUUGAAGAAAAGUCUGUCUUUGCCGCAGGUUUGUGCUAUCUUUACGGAGAGAGGAAGCUCAAACCCUCUGUUUCUCUGUUAUCCUUUCUGCGGUUUCUGCAAUUUGCAUUCAUUUUCAUCUGCUAUGGAAAGGAGCUCAAUGCAAUCCAAUCUUGAACGGUUUUUGAAUUGCACCACCCCUGUAGUAAAUUCUCAGUAUUUGCCCAAGAGUGAGGUAGGGAGCCUUAAUAGGCUGUGGCAUCAUCCAGUGGAGAGUGGGGAGGGGUUUGAAUACUUCACUUUGGCUGAUCUUUGGAGCUGUUAUGAUGAAUGGAGUGUUUAUGGGGUAGGUGUUCCGAUUCGCUUGGACAACGGCGAAAAUAUUGUGCAGUAUUUUAUUCCUUAUCUAUCUGCACUUCAAAUCUUCACCACCGGUGCUUCCAUAAACUCUCUAAGGGACGAAAGUGAUUCGUCAUGUGAAACAAGGGAUUCAUAUAGUGAUUCCUUGAGCGAUGAGAGCGAGAGUGACAAGCUGUCGAGAUGGGACGGAAGUUCUUCUGAUGAGUAUGAUGGCCUCUUGCAAUCAAAUUCUAGAUUGGGUUAUUUAUAUUUCCAGUACUUUGAGCGAUCAUCUCCAUAUGGAAGAAUUCCUCUCAUGGAUAUGAUUACUAGCUUAGCUCAGAGGUUCCCUGGAAUUAUGACACUAAGAAGUGUUGAUCUUUCACCUGCUAGUUGGAUGGCAGUAGCGUGGUACCCAAUAUAUCAUAUUCCCAUGGGAAGAACCAGCAAGGAUCUGUCCACUUCCUUUCUCACAUUUCACACAAUUUCCUCUUCUUUUCAAGAAUCAGAGCUUGAUGAUGAAUUGAAUAGUGUUAGUAGGAAGCGAAAAGGUGGGGCUGGAAUCGCGGUCCCGCCAUUUGGGUUGGCUUCAUAUAAGAUGCAAGGGGAUGUUUGGGUAUUGGACAAAAGCGGGAAGGAGCAAGAGAGGCUGAUGUCUCUUUUAAGCAUUGCGGAUUCUUGGCUUAAACAGUUAGGAGUCCAACAUCACGAUUUUAACUACUUUGUGGGUAUCCGUGGCUAGCCCGAUCAAGCCACUAGCACAUGAGGCAAAAACUUGCUAAUAGCGGCACCUUGACCAUGUUUCUAAUAUCCCUACCACGAAUUUAACCAUUUUGGAUUUCAGAUUUGAGACUUGGGUGUUUGUCUAUAUACUGCGUAUAUAUGUGGUUGAAUUUGUCUCAACUGGAUUAAAAUAUGGAACUGGGUGAGUUGGACAGAGGUUUUCUGUAAUCUAUAGUGAUAUCCUCUCUUGAUUUACGUUUUUGAACUUUGGGUUCUAGUC
Molecule: messenger RNA, 1876 nt
Organism: Cuscuta epithymum
Lineage: Eukaryota; Viridiplantae; Streptophyta; Magnoliopsida; Solanales; Convolvulaceae
Source: the annotation of a GenBank genome assembly